This is a messenger RNA of Fonsecaea monophora, 2103 nucleotides long. RefSeq lists its product as hypothetical. Bases 1 to 2103 code for a protein of 700 amino acids. The record is from RefSeq and is a predicted model, not a curated record. Lineage: Eukaryota; Fungi; Ascomycota; Eurotiomycetes; Chaetothyriales; Herpotrichiellaceae. Gene Ontology annotation, biological process: DNA-templated transcription. Gene Ontology annotation, molecular function: zinc ion binding; DNA binding. The transcript is spliced from 8 exons.
AUGCAGGCAACUCAAAAUUCGAUGCACGGGUUCCCUGCCGUGCGAACAGUGUCUCAGCAAAGGUCGGGUGUGUAUAUCCAUGAUCUCGAACAAAGGCUGGAGUCACUCGAGCGCGAUAGGCGAAAUGCCAGCUUGUCUCCUCCCACAGGUAGCGCAAUUUGGACCUGGCCAGAUGCAGCGAGGGAAGAUGGUGAAUUUCCCCGGAGCGAAAAGACUUACACUCCAGCUGUGCUAACUCGAUCAGAAGAGCCACGACGUGGCGUGUCGCCUUCGGAGCGACCUUCGGAAAGACACCAAGAGGACGGACGAGAUCAACCACCAAUAGCCAGUUUACCAGCACGACAAGAGCUAAGCGAAUCACUCGAGCCUGGGCUUUCGAAUCCGUUCGGACUUGGUUUUGCCAACUAUGACCCUGAUCGCGAUGGCAAGCCGCUCUAUUUUGGACCGUCUUCAAAUUGGUCGUUUGGCCGCCGUGUCCUGUCCCUGGCCUACAAGCGGAUUCGCCGAACUCCUCUCCCUCUAGACAAUCUGUUGUUCGAGGGCAAAGUCUACAAACUGGGAUGGGACGGCAAGAGAAAUUCUUCCACAAGACUCACCGGCAGUCAAAUCUCCCUUCCCGCACCAGACUUUGCCGCGCAUUUGAUUAACCUAGUCGAUUUCCACUGUACUCAAUUAUUCUACCUGUUUGACAAAGAGAUCUUCAUGCGUCAAUUCACAUUAUUCCACGAGAGUGCGCCUGGGGGCCCUGAUCGUUCGAGCCUCUGGUAUGUGCAUUAUUUACUGAUCCUGUCAUUCGGAAAGGCGUACGCUGUCCAGACGACCACAGCCUCCAAGGCAGCAGGGACAGAGUUCUUCGUGGAGGCCAUGCAGUUACUCCCUGAUUUCAUGUUCAUUGGUGCGGACCCUAUUGAACUGACACAGGUCUUAUGCUGUGCUGCCCUGUUCUUCCACUGCCUCGAGUUUCGAUGCGCUGCUUAUAAAACGAUUGGCUGGGCCGUUCGACUAUCGCUCGAAAAUGGCUUGCACUCGGACAUGAAGAGCCAGUACAUCAGUACAUCAUUAGUACAGAGAUGUCGCAAGCUAUGGUGGACGGUGUACAUUCUCGAUCAACAGAUGUCAGCUCUCAUGGGGGCUCCUGCAGCUGUUGCAGAGGAAUCAAUUGCUGCGCCACUACCAGAUUUCCCCAAGUCUCCUCAGCGACUUGCGGCGCUUGAUUUCCAGAUCAGACUGAACAAGCUGCUUGCACGAGUGCUCAACACCAUCUAUGGACCCGAAGGCAGCUUCAAGGAGGGAUUUCUAGCAUCUGCCAAAGAUACCUUGAAAAGUCUCGCCAGCUUGACGGAUCUCCUCAACACUUCGUUCAGUGUGUGUGUCAUCCUUACGACCAGGCCCAUUCUUUACAGCAUUCUAGAAGCUAAGCUUGCCGCUUCGGGAACUUUCGCCAAACUUCUAGAGUCCCAGACUACCAAUAGACUCGUGCAGGUCUGUAUCGAAUCAGCACAGCAGACAUUGAACAUAUUAGGGAUCCUGCGUGAUCAGACACUUCUUGAAAGUGUUCUGCCCUUUGAUCUUGAGUCGACGUUUGUUUCGACACUUGUCAUUUUAAUGGCUCAUGCCGUGGAUACUCUGUUUAUCAAGGACUCUACUCCAUGGUCUUCAGUGGCUUACAGCAUCUUGGAUGAAAUGAUCCGCAGAGGCAAUUUGGUGGCUGCGUUGAUGAAAUCUGAACUGCAACAAUUGGAAUCUACUCUGCGUCAACUCCCGGUGCGUGACACUGAGCGACGCAGGCCCAGUGUCGAAGUACCGAGCAUAACUGGACUUGGUGGCAACAAGAUGACGGCAAAGGAUGCAGCACAACCCAGCUCGUCUUACGAGCUUCUGGCUUCUCGAGAGAGUGGUCCUCAGCUGUUUCAACCGGGCUUUGGGGACACCCACAGGCCCUCGUCCACCGCCACUCUCAGUCAGGGAACGGAUGCCUUCUGGCAAACCGAUGGCUUUACGGGAGAGCAACUCGUCAAUGUGGCCGAUUCGAUCGAUCUCGAUGGGCUUGAGUGGCUGUCGGACCCGGCUUUUGGAGAUCUGACACACGACAUUGCGAGGUGA